This is a messenger RNA of Fimicolochytrium jonesii, 2152 nucleotides long. RefSeq lists its product as uncharacterized. The coding region runs from base 255 to 2018 and encodes 587 amino acids. The transcript is spliced from 10 exons. The record is from RefSeq and is a predicted model, not a curated record. Gene Ontology annotation, biological process: DNA replication initiation; DNA replication. Lineage: Eukaryota; Fungi; Chytridiomycota; Chytridiomycetes; Spizellomycetales; Powellomycetaceae. Gene Ontology annotation, molecular function: single-stranded DNA binding; DNA replication origin binding. Gene Ontology annotation, cellular component: nucleus; replication fork protection complex.
CCUGCAACUGCAGCCUGAUCUGCUGCCGCUGCUCGGUGCGCAUCUGACUCCAGAUCCAGCCCUGCUGGGGAGACGGGCAGGCCGGUAUCCGUCGUUAAGUCGUCGUUCCUCUGCAAUCAACGCGUCGAAUGUUCAGCUCGGACUCCAUUUUCAAUUCAAGUUGUGCCUCCGCCUGGCCCCAAGUAACAGGUUCCAUAACUGCUUCUGCAUAACUGGGUACUGAAGACAAAGACUCUUGUCGACUUCCCUUCUGAAUGAAUAGCAAAGAAGUUUCACCGCGGCGCUCAGUUCCAAUGGCCACCGCUGGUGCCUCCUCCCCAACUUAUGAUACCGACGAAGACGAUGACCUCCUUCUCAGUCUCGCCAACGAAGCUACAAAGUUCAGUGAUGACGUCGGGUCGGUUAGACCGCUGAAGGGGAAAAAGAAAGUGGCAAAGCCGACGAAAGUCGUUGUGGACCCCAAACUUGACGCACAGCUUAGGGAACUCGAAUUCCUUAGAAAGGAGAACAAGAAGCUGAGGGAGAAGGCUAUGAAGGAUAAGCAGGGCUCGCAGCCGCCGGAGCUUCCUCGGAAACGGAAACAGCCGGGAGAUGAAGCAACGUCACGCGGCAAUACCGAAAGCACGAAUGACUUCGGGGCGUUGCCUCCAGCGGGCGGCUCAACGGGACCUUUGCCGGUAGCUGAUCAAGCAUCAGCUACGAAAGUGAAGAUGAAUUUUGCUGAGAAACUGGCAGAGAACCGACGGCGCCAGGUCGCAGCGGUCGAAAACGCGACGGUGGUCAAAUCCGAGAAGUUUGCAUCGACACGGAAUCAGAAGGAGAGCGCUGUUGACGUUGCUUCUCAAACUGGGAAGAAACAGCGGAUUUGCGAUGAGGGACUUGAAGAGUUUUCUGGGUUGCGGCUGAAGGAGUCCCGAUUGGUGCCUUCUCAGUUGCUCCGAUCACACAUGCAGGGCCGGCGUAUGGUUGCCCUUCCUGACAUUUCAGCUUCGCUGUGCGGGAACGACAUUGACGGCGACUGGGUCACCAUUGGUGUGCUGUGCGAGAAGUCGUCCGUACGGACCAGCGCAAAGGGCAGCAAGUACAGCAUCGUGAAGUUGACGAAUCUGGGGCGGGGGAUGAUCAAUGUGUUUCUUUUCGAUGACGCUCACUCCGCACUCCAUGGAGAAAUUCUGGGAAGUGUGGUUGCGAUCUUGAAUGCUGGGAUAUUAUUACCUAAUGAGAGAGGCACCACGCUUGCGCUGAAUCUGAACAAUCCGGAUAAAUGGAUCAAGAUCGGCGAUACAAAGGAUAUGAUCUUUUGCAAAGGAGCGCAAAGUCAAGGAGGGAAAUGCAACGUCCCAUUGGAUGGACGGUAUCAUAGCUAUUGCGACUUGCAUGCAGAAGCGGUGUUCAAGAAAGCUCGAUUAGGCCGUCAAGAGUGUAUCAGCGGGAACGCGGUUUUUGCUCUCGGCGACCCAAAACAACGGGUCUCAUCCGCAAAGGCCCGGUCCUGGAAAUCAAAUAGCACGUACAACCUCCCCGGAGGACAAGCCCUCUCGACAGGCGACACGGGCAUAUCGGUGAUCCAGCCGUGCAAAGCAGGGAGGAAGCUGAAACCGGAAGAGCAAGCAGAUUUAGCAAAGAUGGUGGACUCAAACACGCCCGGUGCGCGAUAUUUACAACUCGCCCGCAAGAUUGAAACGGACGAUAAUGGCAUUACAAGGAAAGCGAUCCCGACGCGACCCAUUUUCACAUCACAGGCCAUGAGCCGAAUGGGCUUUGAUCCCAUUUCGGGCAUGCAGUUUGUACCGUCAGAAGCGAAGGAGAAGCGGCGUAUUGUAACAGCGGCGGCGGAAACACAACAUGAGGAGGCGGACGUAGAUGCGGAUUCCGUAGAGCUAGUGCUGUCUAGCGAUGAGGACUGGCGUAUUGAGAGAUUUCGUCAACAACGCUGCUUUACAUAUUUACAUUCCGCUGGUGUACACUGCCGAUGUCCUGCAAAUGAAAAGCUCGUUGUCCUGUACGAACCGACAUAGCAACGCCCUAAGAUUUGUCGUCCACCGAGGAUCAAUCGCUCGCAGACACACCGAGCCAAAUCGAAUCGUACGCUGAUGGUUGUCGAAGUCUUUGCGCAGUGAUUCACUGCUCAUUUGAUUUAGGUACGAUAAAU